AUGGGCGCGUCUUACGGCACGGCCAAGUCGGCCGGCGCCAUCUUCUCGUGCGGCGUGACGCGCCCGGACCGCAUGAUGCAGAACUCGCUGUGCGCCAUCAUGGCACAGAUCCUGUCCAUCUACGGCCUGGUCGCCUCCGUCAUAAUCACAAACGACCUCAAGGAAAAGAUGGCCCUGCACACGGGCUUCAUGAUGCUCGGGGCGGGUCUGUCCGUCGGGCUAUGCGGCCUGGCUGCGGGCUUUGCCAUUGGUAUCGUGGGGGACGCUGGAGUCCGAGCGAGCAACCUACAGCCACGCCUGUAUGUGGGCAUGGUACUGAUUCUCAUCUUUGCCGAGGUUUUGGGAUUGUACGGUGUCAUUGUGUCCAUCCUGAUGAUCUCAAAGUCCACCGGCGCCGGCGUUACAGACUGUGUUAACGGCCGGUAA
Molecule: messenger RNA, 426 nt
Organism: Pyricularia grisea
Lineage: Eukaryota; Fungi; Ascomycota; Sordariomycetes; Magnaporthales; Pyriculariaceae
Exons: 2
Coding region: 1-426 (141 amino acids)
Biological process (GO): proton transmembrane transport
Cellular component (GO): proton-transporting V-type ATPase, V0 domain
Molecular function (GO): proton-transporting ATPase activity, rotational mechanism
Source: RefSeq, a predicted model, not a curated record